AUGGAUGAAUUUAGGUUAGCUAUGAGGCAAUACACAAUUAAUGAGGAGUUUGAUAUGGCCACCGAGAAAUCUGACAGUAAAAGAUUUAGAGGACACUAUAAAGGGGAAGGAUGUCAUUGGAUAAUUGUUAGAAGAAGGCAGGAUGAUCACAAAAACGUCAAGGUCACUAUUCUAGAAGAAAAACAUGAUCGUACAUCAAGCAGCAGGAUCAGAACUAGUAUGGCUUCUCAAGGGUGGGUGACUGAUAAGGCCAUGACUAUUCUACAAAAGACCCCAAACAUGGGUGCCAAAGAGAUGCAGGUAAAUUUACAAGAUGAGUAUAAUGUUACUAUUGGGUAUGACAUAGCUUGGAGGGGGAGAGAGAGAGCUAUGCAAGAGUUGUUUGAGGAUUGGGAACAGAGCUUUCAAUUGCUGUACAAUUUCAAGGCAGAGGUAGAACUAAGGUCUCCAGGAAAUGGUUGUAGGCCUUACCUUAGUAUAGAUUCCACUGCUUUGAAUGGAAGGUGGAAUGGUCAAUUAGCUGCAGCUGCUGCUUUAGAUGGUCAUAAUUGGAUGUUUCCUGUUGCAUUUGGCUUCGUAGGCUCUGAGACCGAAGAUAAUUGGAUAUUGUUUAUGAACCAGUUGCAUAGGGCUAUAGGAGAUCCUCCUCUUCUUGCUGUGUGCACAGAUGCUCGCAAAGGGUUAGAAAAUGCUGUGAAGAUGGUAUUCCCAAAUGCUGAGCAAAGGGAAUGCUUUAGGCAUCUCAUGCAUAAGUUUGUCAAGAAGUAUAGUAGUGAUUGUGCAGCCCAUAUGUAUCGUGCAGCUAGGGCAUACAAGCCUGAAAUGUUUCAGCACCACAUGACCAAGGUUCUAUCAGAAGAUCCUGAUGUGGAGCAAUACUUGAACAAGUGGCAUUCCUUGAUAUGGAUGAGGUGUUUGUUCAACAUGGACAUCAAGUGUGACUACAUAAACAAUAAUCUUGUUGAAUGCUUCAACAAUUGGAUUAAGGACCUCAAGGACUUUCCAGUUCAUGAUCUAGCCGACAUGAUUAGACAGAAGAUAAUGAUUCUCUUUGAUAAGAGGAGAAGGAUUGCAGAAAGACUUGACCACAAAAUUUUACCAUAUGUAUUGAAUCAGCUAAAAGCUAGAACAAGAGGAUUAGGCCAUCUGAGGGUUGUCUGGUCUAUCGAUUGGAGUGCUGAGGUUAGGGACAACAACAAUGAUAUGAGGCAUAUUGUGAAAACUAUAACCCGUGAGUGCACAUGUCUGGAGUGGCAACACACAGGCAAGCCUUAUGAACAUGCUUUAGCUUUUCUAAUCACACAGAGGAACAUCAAUCUUGAGGACUAUGUACAUGAGUUCUACUCCCUACAAAAAUUCAAGGCUGCAUAUGCAUGGCUCAUAGAGCCAUUGACAUACAAGUCAUAG
Messenger RNA from Phragmites australis (common reed), 1407 nucleotides. RefSeq lists its product as uncharacterized. The transcript is spliced from 3 exons. Bases 1 to 1407 code for a protein of 468 amino acids. Lineage: Eukaryota; Viridiplantae; Streptophyta; Magnoliopsida; Poales; Poaceae. Gene Ontology annotation, molecular function: transposase activity; DNA binding; zinc ion binding. Gene Ontology annotation, biological process: DNA transposition. The record is from RefSeq and is a predicted model, not a curated record.